UUUCUUGACAUCUUCCGUCGAUCACCGAUAUCAAUCCAAGUGCUCUGCCCAGACGCUAAAGGCGGUCCAUCCAGAUCCAGGCAGCCACCGCUUAGCUUUGACUGCAGAAAGAAUGGCAAUGCUUGCAGUUCUGCUAUUGCUGGCAGCGCCGCUGCUUCCACCCACAGCAGCGCCGGGGUGCCGGCGGCAGUGCGGCAACGUGACCGUCCCCUACCCCUUCGGAAUCGGAGCGCGCUGCCACCGUGGCGAGGACCGUGGGUUCCGGCUCGAGUGCGACGACACGCGCCACCCACCGCGGCUGACCGUGGCCGGCUACGGCCACGAGGUCGUCGCCAUCUCGCUCGCCUCUGCCGAGGCCACCGUGCUGCUCAACGCCAGCCGCGCCUGCUACGACCGCACCUCCGGCUCCGGCCGCGUUCUUGGCCGGCGGGAGUACCCCAUGGCCCUCAACGGCAGCGCCUUCCUCUUCUCCUCCAUGAAGAGCAAGUUCGUGGCCAUCGGCUGCCCGGACCUGGCCUACUUCGUGGACGACGGAGGGUACUACGUGACCGGGUGCAUGUCGGUGUGCCGGCCGUCGGCGCGCGCGCUGCCCGGGUCGUGCCGGGGCGGCGACGGCUGCUGCCAGAGCAACAUCCCUCUGGGGCUGGACUCGUACCGCCCGCACGUCCGCAGCUUCGGCCGGCGCCAGCAGCAGCAGGGAGGCACGUUCCUGGCUAACUCCACGGGCUGCGCCUACGCGUUCAUGGUGGACGCCUGGUGGUUCUGGUACGCCGGCUCCCACUUCAACAGGACCGGCGACUUCGCCGUGCCCGUCGUGCUGGACUGGGCCAUCAGAGGCGCCGGGGGCUCCUGCGCCGCCGUGCGGGAGAACGCCACCGCCGCCUACGCGUGCCGGAGCGCGCACAGCGUGUGCCUGGACUCGAGCAACGGCCCCGGGUACGUCUGCAACUGCACCAGCGGCUACGAGGGGAACCCAUAUGUCGUCGGCGGCUGCAACGACUUGGACGAAUGCGCGCGACAUGAUUUGUACCCGUGCUACGGUGUGUGUAGCAACACGCCAGGCAGCUACCUCUGCACAUGCCCCAAGGGGUGGAGUGGAAACGCUACCGUGCAGGAUGGUUGCCACCAACAAGACAAAUUCACAUUGGCGCUGAAGGCCGUCACAGGUGUAAGCAUAGGCGUGUUCCUGGUGAUCCUGGCGGGCUUCUGGGCACACCUGAGUCUUCAAAAGAGGAGGAUGCUCCGAGCAAAGCAGAGGUUCUUCGAGCAGAACGGUGGACUCCUCCUGCAGCAGCACCUGGGUUCACUGGCCAGCUCCGGCGUGGCAUUCAAGAUCUUUUCCGAGGAGGAGAUCAAGAAGGCCACCGGCAACUUCGACGAUGCGCGGGUCCUCGGCCGAGGAGGCAACGGUGUGGUCUACAGGGGCGUCCUCCCCGGCGUCGGCGGCUCCACCACCGUUGCCAUCAAGAGGUCGAGGGUGGCGGAUGAGAAGCAGCUCAAGGAGUUCUCCAAGGAGAUGCUGAUACUCUCGCAGAUCAACCACAGGAACGUCGUGAAGCUGCUCGGAUGCUGCCUCGAGGUCGAGGUGCCCAUGCUCGUCUACGAGUACGUCCCCAACGGCAGCCUCCACCGCUACAUCCACGGCGACGGCAAGAGCGAGGCGCCCAUGCCGCCGGGGGAGCGCCUUCGCGUCGCCGCCGAGUCGGCGCACGCGCUCGCGUACAUGCACUCGUCUGCCUCGCCCCCGAUCCUGCACGGCGACGUCAAGUCCGCGAACAUCCUGCUCGACGGCGAGCUCACCGCCAAGGUCUCCGACUUCGGCGCGUCAAGGCUCGCGCCCGUCGACGAGGCACAGGUGGCGACGCUUGUCCAGGGAACCUGUGGGUACCUCGACCCAGAGUAUCUGCUCACGUGCCAGCUGACCUGCAAGAGCGACGUGUACAGCUUUGCGGUGGUGCUGCUGGAGCUCCUCACUGGGAGGAAGGCGUUCUGCCCGGACGGCCCUGAGGAGGAUGACACCAGCCUUGCAUUCUCCUUCGUCACGGCUGUGCAGGGGGGGCGGCACCGGGAGAUCAUGGACGGAAAUGUCAGGGAGGAGCUCGGGGUCGAGGUGAUAGACGACGCCGCGGAGCUGGUUAUACGGUGCCUGAGCUUGACCGGGGAGGAGAGGCCGACAAUGAUGGAGGUUGCUGACAAGAUCGAGAGAUUGAGAAACUGCGCAUGCAGAAAUGCAACCGUGUAGAUAGAAAAAAAUACUCGUAGGCAGAUGUAUAAUUAUUUUCUCUGUUCCUAAUAGCAUCUUCAACAGACGCACAA
This is a messenger RNA of Hordeum vulgare subsp. vulgare (domesticated barley), 2316 nucleotides long. RefSeq names its product putative wall-associated receptor kinase-like 16. The transcript is spliced from 3 exons. Gene Ontology annotation, biological process: protein phosphorylation; cell surface receptor signaling pathway. The record is from RefSeq and is a predicted model, not a curated record. Gene Ontology annotation, cellular component: plasma membrane. Lineage: Eukaryota; Viridiplantae; Streptophyta; Magnoliopsida; Poales; Poaceae. Gene Ontology annotation, molecular function: calcium ion binding; ATP binding; protein serine/threonine kinase activity. The coding region runs from base 113 to 2242 and encodes 709 amino acids.